AUGGUCCUCGAACUUCAUGUCUGGGGCCCGGGGUUCUCUUUGCCUUCAAUAGAGGCCCAAUGUCUCGCAACCAUUGCCUAUUUUUCGCAAGUUGUCCCCAAGGACACGUGGGUGUUAAUCGCCAGCAGUGAUCCUACCGUCUCUCCUACCCACGAGCUACCCGCCCUGAGGAAUGGCUCGACCUGGGUGAGUCGGUUUCGAAACAUCGUGGAUUACCUGCGCCAGUACUCCAAUGGGGCGUGGGAUUUAGAUCGGGACCUGAGCGGCCUAUCCAGAGCCGAUAGCAUAGCCUUCUCCUCCUUUGUGGAAUCUCGUGCCCAAUCCCUCGUCGACCUGUCCCUUUAUGUUACAAGCCGAAACUACUACAACACCACCUCCCCCGCCUACGGCGCAAUCCUCCAAUGGCCAAACCAAUGGAUCCUUCCUCCGAAACUGCACGCUGCCGCCAAAACCCGGACUGGGUCUCUAGGCCUCUCAUCGCUAGACCUGCAAGAGAUCCAGGAGCACCAGAAACGCGAGCAUUCCGCUGCCGUCGCGGCCGGGCACAUCCCGCAGAACUUCAUCCGGAAACCCCGGGAGACGGUCUCUAGUCUUUUAGGCAAGACGUCGCAGCAGAACCAAUUCCGCCUGGAGGCGCUCACAGCUGAGCUGUUUGAGCCGCUAGAGGAGUUGUUGGGCGAUAAGGCGUAUCUACUUUCGGGUCGGGCGCCGUCCAGCCUAGACUGCCUUGCAGUAGGCUACCUCAGCCUAGCACUAGUUCCGGAUCUACCCUAUCAGUGGCUUCGCGAUGCAAUGGAACGCAAAGCCCCGCGACUGUCACGUUAUACGGACCGCAUCCGGCGAGAGCUCUACGGGAUCGUGGAAGUGUCUGAUGCCUUUAGUCCUAGCAGCAGCAGCAGCUCGUCUUUACUUCCUUGGCAGGCCCCCGAACGAGCCAAUCUAGCUGCGGUUGGAAGUACACUCCUCAAUACCCUGGCAGAUGCAACACCGAUCCUCAAGGAUGUCCGCACAAGCACCCGAUUACGCGAGGCCGCGGAGUCAUCGGACUCGGGACUCUCCGCGGUCGAAAGCCAGGCACUGUCCGCCUACGCCCGGGGCCAGAAGAAAGACACUUUCCUUUCAAUCGCGGCUGUGGCGGGUGGCUUGGUGGCGAUGCUAGGGUACAUGGCCCACAUUGGGGUAUUUGCGAUUGAAGAGGAAGAGGUCGAGGAGGAAGAGGAGGAAGAGGAACCGGAGAUAAUGCUCCCCGAGUCACUUUCCGCGGGGGAUUUCCUCGGGUUGUAAUGCCAGCUCCGCGAUACUUGUUUCAUUUCACAGUUGUAUUAUUAUAUUACUUUCAUUGUCUGUUUGCUCUAUUCAGGUGCGGACCUCAUAUUGAUAGAUUAGGUUAUCCACAAAGAUACUUCUACCGGUACUACCACCCGUAUGGCUUGGAAAAGCAAGUGAGGAAAGUACACUUGCAGAAGCCAGGAUCCUGCGUAUUGAUUUGGUGAGGUCUUUUACACUCAAAGAACGAAAGCGUCUUCAUCAUCCGCCAUAAGCCUCUCUUAACUAUUGUGGUUUAGCUCCAUCGAUUAGGAAUCCACCCCAAG
Messenger RNA from Aspergillus ochraceoroseus IBT 24754, 1592 nucleotides. RefSeq lists its product as uncharacterized. Lineage: Eukaryota; Fungi; Ascomycota; Eurotiomycetes; Eurotiales; Aspergillaceae. The transcript is spliced from 3 exons. Gene Ontology annotation, cellular component: SAM complex. The record is from RefSeq and is a predicted model, not a curated record. Gene Ontology annotation, biological process: mitochondrion organization. Bases 1 to 1284 code for a protein of 427 amino acids.